Aspergillus alliaceus is the source of this 2541-nucleotide messenger RNA. Its product is annotated as PX and BAR domain-containing protein. Gene Ontology annotation, biological process: retrograde transport, endosome to Golgi. Gene Ontology annotation, molecular function: phosphatidylinositol binding. The coding region runs from base 199 to 2100 and encodes 633 amino acids. The record is from RefSeq and is a predicted model, not a curated record. The transcript is spliced from 6 exons. Lineage: Eukaryota; Fungi; Ascomycota; Eurotiomycetes; Eurotiales; Aspergillaceae.
AGUAAUUGACGCCUUGAGCUCAGCCAUCUCACUGCUCAGCUUCCUGUCUCCUAAACGACCCGACCCUUUGUAGUUCCUGAAUUUAGCUUCUAUUAUCGCUUUGCCCUUGACCCCCAGACCGUUGUUUAUGAAUUACUCGUUUACCUCGGAUUCUUAGAUUGCAAGGGCUGCUCUGCCCAGCCUCUCCGCCCCAGCACCAUGUGGAACGACGAGGAUAACAACCCGUACGGCGCAUUCGAUAAUGAAGCCCGUCUUUCCGAAUCCUUGCAUUCGGCGACUCUCUCCCCAGGCCUCUACGACCGCGAGUAUACCCCUCCCUCUCCCUCCAGCAAGGCGUCAACUCAGGACCCGACCGAUGAUUAUCUGUCCCACCCACGGGAUUUUAGCGAUGAGGAAAAUGAAGAAUACGACGCCGAACCGGCUAGCCAUGGCUACUACCAAAAGAGUUCUUACGAUAGCCGCAUUGAACAAAUCCUUUAUGAGAACCCGGAGAUGCCGAUCCUCAUCACCGAUGCCGGAAAGAACCAUGAGGGCGGUGGAAGCUUCAUUGUGUACACCAUCCGCACCGGAGACCUGGAAGUCCGGCGACGGUACUCUGAGUUCGCUUCCCUACGGCAGACUCUCGUGAACCUUCACCCUACCCUCGUCAUACCACCCAUACCCGAGAAGCAUACAAUGGCGGAUUAUGCUGCCAAACCUACGAAGGCUAAGGAGGAUACGGCAAUUAUAGAGCUCCGGAAGCGAAUGCUGGCCGUUUUCCUAAACCGAUGUCGCCGAAUGAAAGAAGUUCGAGAGGAUGGUGUCUGGUGGAGGUUUCUGGAUCCGAAUGUUAGCUGGAGCGAGGUUCUCCACUCCCAUCCCGCGUCCUCUGUACCCAAAAACAAUUUGAAAGCACCUCCCCUAGACCCCGCGAAUCCCACGACUGCACACGCUUGGCUGCCGGUGCCAUCUGCUUCCGCGAAGCUCAAGGGUACUUCGGGACCUACAUCUUCAGUUGCGCCUCCAGUAUCUGAUGCCCCGAGCCCCGAUAUCUUGGGGCGUUUCCCUCCGGAAUCCCGCAAGUUGAGCGAACAAGAAUUAGAUCCUUAUUUCGUCAAUUUUGAGGCAUCUACGCGGGAGCUCGAGCUACUGCUCCAAGGGAAUAUCGAGAAGGUAAAUCGUCGAACACUGGCACACUUGUCCUCGUUAUCAGCAGACCUGAUGGAGCUCGGCGCACGAUACAAUGGCUUCUCUCUAUCCGAACAAUCCCCUACCGUGGCCGCAGCGAUUGAACGAAUUGGCCAGGCGGCAGACACAUCCUAUAUUGAAACUGAGGAACUCUCCAAUGCAUUAAGCGCGAGUUUUGCCGAGCCGAUGAGGGAAAGCGCACAAUUUGCCAGCAUUGUUCGUAGUGUUCUACGCUACCGAGUUCUGAAACGGGUUCAGGAAGAGAUGACCAGAGAUGAGCUUGCAAAGAAGAAAACGUUACUCGAUUCGCUGGAAAGAAGCGAGCUGGAAGCGAAGCGCAUUGAACAAUACCUGAAUCGGACAUUACCUCAAGGUUCAGGACCGAGAUCGCAGCGCUCCUUGUCUACAUCGUCAGCUACCAGUGGUCCAGGAAGUGAUGCAGGAGACACCCGUUCCAGUGGUCCCGCAGACACCACUUCUAUUGACCCAGACUUUCCCCCUACCCAUGGCGAGUCGAUCAGUUCUCAUGCGCCGACAUCCCCAGUGUCACCAUCGAGGAGACCCGAGGCAUCUGCACCAGCACAUCGCAAGUCAGCUAGCGGGACAUUCAUGACGAACAAGUUAUUUGGGCGGAUUAGCCAUGCAGUUCACGGAUUUGUUGAUGUUGAUCCCGAGAGAACGCGACGGGACCAGAUCGGCAAAACAAAGGAGAGUUUAGUUCAGUUGGAGCAAGCACUGGAAGUUUCGGAGAAGGACGUUAAAGACGCUAGCGCAGGUGUUUUGCAGGAUCUCAAGCGAUUCCAGAAGGAUAAGGAGGGCGAUCUGCGACGUUACAUGGUUGCCUACGCGCGAUGCCAUUUAGACUGGGCCCGGAAAAAUCUGGAGACAUGGACAGAGGCAAAGGAUGAAGUGGACAAGAUCGUCGUUCGCUAAUCCUUUCGCAGUGCGCGAGAUUAUGGCGUUUAUUUUGCAUCUGUUUUGCGUUUCUCAGUAAUCACGCUCGGAGAGUGAGAAUACUCGGCGUUGGCGGGUUUCUAUUUAUAUGUUUCAUGAACACUGCCGUCAUAUGUCUUUCAUAUUGAACGCAAUGAUUGACGUCGAUUUGCGAUCGACUGAAAAUCUGUUGAUCUUCGUGCAGAUCAAUCAUCUUUUAGAAGCGAUGUUGUGUAAGCCCAUAAAUUUAUCCCCUACCGAAUCUUAGUAGAUACCGGUUGAAGAAAUUGUAUAUUUCUCGUUGGAUUUUAAGAGCCAAUAGCGGAGUUCGGUUCCGCCUGGAAAGAGCGAGCGUGACCCUGCACAUGAUCUAUAUAUACUUGUCCAUUUUCCGUGUGGAACUUCACUUCUCAUCCUUCAUAUCCUUUCCCAGAACGAUCU